AUGUCCUUCGCGAACGCAUGGAGACUCUGCGUUUUACCAGUAUUGUUGGCGGGAGUCCUGGCGCAGGGCUGCCGGGGUCCGGAUGUGCAGGUGGACAUUAAUCAGGAAGCUCAGAUUGUACUGAAUGAAAUGGCCCCGAACACGCUCCGUGUUGUCUACCAAGUGUUGCGUCAAUUCAGCAAGAUCUACAGCAUGAACCUGGCCUCGGUCACAUGGCCCCGGGACAAGGUGGAGCAUCUCAGGCUUCUCCUGGAUGGGCAGAUCAGAGAGCUGGAAAACUGUGUGAGGAACACAGGCUCCGAGACCCGUCCACGGAGAAGCGCCGCGGUUCACAACUACUUCAGGAAACUCGGCAAGUUUCUUAAACGGAAGAGAUUCAGCGCCUGCGCCUGGGAAAUAACGCGCGCCGAGACCAGGGCGUGUUUACAACAAUUGCCUCUAGUAAUGACCAGAAUCAACGAGGCGAACUGA
Messenger RNA from Leucoraja erinaceus (little skate), 471 nucleotides. Its product is annotated as interferon alpha-2-like. Bases 1 to 471 code for a protein of 156 amino acids. The transcript has 3 exons. Gene Ontology annotation, cellular component: extracellular region. Gene Ontology annotation, molecular function: cytokine receptor binding. Gene Ontology annotation, biological process: defense response. NCBI's taxonomy places the organism in Eukaryota, Metazoa, Chordata, Chondrichthyes, Rajiformes, Rajidae. The record is from RefSeq and is a predicted model, not a curated record.